UGUCGAUGUAUUAGGUCAGGUGUAUCUGUUUUUAGUGGACAGCCUUGAAUUUUGCACAGAACGAACAUCGAAGCGAUCUUUAUCCUUGCGUGCAAGAUCGCGAUACUUUAUAUGUGUAAUAGUUUAUCGAUCGAAGUGCUUCUUUGAUAUCGCGAAAGACAAUAUGUGUACGAUUUUGUUUAAAGUGUUUGUUGGUGUUCUUUUAUUUAAAAUCACCGAACAAGUGCCAGUGAACAAUGAAUUGAUAUUCGAUUUUGAAGAUGAUUGGAACUAUAAGAUGCAGCCAGAUACUUCUCCCAUGCUGAAUAAAUCCCAGAAUCAAUUCCAUCAACCAUUUUAUACGUUUGUCAAAGAUUUAAAGGUAGAAGGGAUUGGUAGAAUUGCUACACUACCAAACAGUUUACCUCAAUCUAGAGGCAUGAAAAUUACCGGAGACAUUAUGAGAUCAAAAAUGUCUUGUAGUGUGUGCAAUUUGGGAGCAGGUCUUCUUUAUAGGGAAAUAAAAAGUGGAAUCCCAUUUGACGAGAUCAAAGCAAAAUUCGUUCAAAUUUGUGUCGCAUUCAAAGUGGAAAGUUUGAACGUAUGUAGUGGUAUUUUUGACACGUACGGUCCAGAAGUUUUGCCAGUUUUUAAAAUUUUAUCAAUCGGACCCUCAGAGAUUUGUAAAUUAGUAUUUGGCGAAUCUUGUACCGGAUCAGAAGUUGCGUCGCAUGAAUGGAAUAUAGAUUUUCCAGAUACUCCGAAGCCUCCUGUGCAAAUUGAGCCUUUACCAAAGAUUGGUAAGCCGGCUUUCAAAGUUUUACAAAUAUCCGAUACUCAUUACGAUCUGGACUAUGUGGAAGGUGCAAGUGCCAACUGUGAAGAACCGAUAUGUUGCAGAACGUAUAGCACACCUAGAGAAAAGGAAGAUUUAGUUCCGGCUGGCAGGUGGGGUUCCUAUGAAAAAUGCGACGCCCCAAAAGUUUUGUUGGAAAAUAUGCUGCAAAACAUUGCCAUGCAACAUCCUGAUAUUGACUACAUUUUGUGGACAGGAGAUUUACCUCCACACGACAUAUGGAAUCAAACCAAAGAAUACAAUCUUAACGUAAUCAGGACCACCAUCGAAAUGGUUAUUAAAGCUUUUCCAGACACACCAAUAUUUCCGGCAAUAGGAAAUCAUGAAGCGAGUCCAUCCGGAAACUUUGCACCUCCAUGGAUGAAAGAUACAUCACAUUCUACAUCUUGGAUAUACAACGAAUUAGGAAAAUCGUGGUCCAGAUGGUUGCCUCAAGCUACGAACAAUACAGUGCACCGUGGAGCGUUUUAUUCGGUACUGCUCAGGCCCAGUUUUCGAUUGAUUUCCAUCAAUACCAACUAUUGUCAUUCUUUAAGCUGGUGGCUUCUUGUUAACAGUACCGAUCCAGCAAGCGAACUAAAAUGGCUCGUAAAUCAAUUGCAACAUGCGGAAAAUAAGGGAGAAAAAGUUCAUAUCAUAGGUCACAUUGCUCCUGGAAGCUCAGACUGCAUGAAAAUUUGGUCGAGAAACUUCUAUGAGAUUGUACAUCGUUACGAAUCUACCAUAAAGGCGUUAUUCUACGGUCACAGUCACGCCGACGAAUUCGAAGUUUUUUACGAGACUACCGAAUACAGUAGACCAACAGCAGUAGCAUAUUUGGCACCGUCUGUAACGACCUACACAAACUACAAUCCAGCUUAUCGAAUAUAUUAUAUCGAUGGAGAUCAUGAAGACUCCACAAGGGCAAUUUUAGAUCAUGAAACAUGGACAUUCGAUCUGGAAACUGCCAACGUACCAAACAACGAACCUCUGUGGUAUAAAUUAUAUUCCGCCAAAGAGGCUUAUCGGAUGGCAAGUUUAAGACCUGAGCAAUGGAAUAAUUUAAUAGACAAUAUGGUGACUAACGAAGAAAGGUUUGAAGAAUUUUAUAGAAAUUAUUACAGAAAUUCACCAGUGACUCCUUCAUGUGAUACAAAUUGCAAAGUUCAAAUUCUUUGCGACCUGAAAGCGGCAAAGUCGAAUAGCAGACAUCAGCUUUGCCAUGAACUGGAGACUAUUUUUAAAACUAAUUAAAUUUGUAUCAAUCUAAAUGUUUUUUUUUUUUUAAUGAAAUUUGUUACCUAGAUUUAUAUGUAUCUAGUUUCAACUCAUCAAAAAGCUUGCAUUAAUUUAAAAGCUUCUACUUGACUAAACUUCAUAAAUCUCAAAAUAUCUUUUUUAGCAUGUAUAGGUAGGUGGUUUCAUAUUGAAAUUAACUUAACACACUAUAAGAUAAAAAAGAUUAGAAACCGCUAAAAAAUUUCGAACAUUUGAACUUGUAGAGAUACGGUAAGAUUAUUGUUAUAGGUAUAAUUAGGUAAAUAAUAAUAUUUACAUUGUUAUCUAGAUAGACUGCAUUAAAAAAUUUUGCGCUAGUUUUCAACAAAAAAAAAAAAGAUAAAAAUUAUCUGCCACUACGGCUAAACCAUUUGCUAUCCUGUGACUAAUAAAUAUGAUAAGAAUAUUUAUUUUUAAAUGACAAUAAACUUUAAUAAUAAUGCACAUCGUAGACUAAUUAUUUUAGUCAUUAAAGCUGUGGCUGUUGGGUGGGUGUUAAGUAAAAAGGAAAGUUAUUAAAUAUUUAGUUUAUUAUUGGGAAACCUAUUUAUAGAUAAUAUGGAAUAUGUACAAGACAUGCUGACAGAAUUGAAAACUCAUCCCAGCUGGCUAAUAAUAAUUGCCUCCCUUUCUUUGAUCUGCACCCUCAGUAUAUUCGUUUGCGUCCAAACAAUGAAGGCUAAAACCAAAAGGGAAGUUGGAGUAGACUCAGAUACCGCCAUAUACAGUCCGAUCGGAGAAUUCUAUUUUCUUUCUGGACAGGAAUUCGAAGAAUCCAAAUUAUGAUUGAUUUUGUGGAGUAUCUCAUUAUAAUUUUUUAACGCUUAGAUUUUGAUUUAAUGCAUAUUUUAUUAAUAAUGAUAUACCUACCUACUUAGGAACUUAUAUAGUUGUAUUUAUUUUAAUAUUUUAUGUUAGACUUUUAAUAAAUUUUAUCAGUUGCCACGUU
Messenger RNA from Ceutorhynchus assimilis (cabbage seed weevil), 3041 nucleotides. The record is from the annotation of a GenBank genome assembly. Lineage: Eukaryota; Metazoa; Arthropoda; Insecta; Coleoptera; Curculionidae.